Molecule: messenger RNA, 375 nt
Organism: Cylicostephanus goldi
Lineage: Eukaryota; Metazoa; Nematoda; Chromadorea; Rhabditida; Strongylidae
Source: the annotation of a GenBank genome assembly
AUGGGCAAAACACGAGGUAGUAAAUUCAGAUGUGGAAAGUGUCGUCAUGUGCUUUUCUUUGGUGAACACCUGGUCACGCACAAACGUUGCGAUGGCAAGAAUUGCGAAUUCGGUUAUUUGAUCGAGCCAAUGAAAUGGAUGGAUGUAUCUGAAUAUGAGGGCAAGGUAAAUUGUCCGUCAUGUAAAAUCAAGCUAGGUAAUUAUUCUUGGGGUGGCCGACAAUGUCAUGGUGAACCUGGUGCAAAGUGUGUGCAACAUGUAACACCAUGGGUACAUCUACAUCGGGACAAGAUUGACGAAGUUACGAUACAAUCUCCAAUCGAACGGGUGGUACACGCUCCUCCUCGCCAAAUUCCUGCUGUGAUCAUAUCUUGA